Panonychus citri (citrus red mite) is the source of this 2700-nucleotide messenger RNA. Its product is annotated as zinc finger CCCH domain-containing protein 13-like. Gene Ontology annotation, molecular function: nucleic acid binding; ubiquitin protein ligase activity; zinc ion binding. The record is from RefSeq and is a predicted model, not a curated record. Gene Ontology annotation, biological process: mRNA processing; protein ubiquitination; ubiquitin-dependent protein catabolic process. Gene Ontology annotation, cellular component: nucleus. Lineage: Eukaryota; Metazoa; Arthropoda; Arachnida; Trombidiformes; Tetranychidae.
UUAAUUGAAAUUCUUUUUUUCAUAUUCUUCGACUGUGUUAGAUCAAUUGGCCAAUCUUCUGAUAUGAUUAGUUUUCCUCUCGAUGGUGUUGGUCUAAAAAACAUUAGUCGCUUAAAUGUCUUAAUGUGUUGAUGAGGCUUUUAAAUGUCAAGGUUGAAGCGUUUAAAAGGAUUAGGGUUCAUCAUGAUUAUAAUCUGAUCCAAGGAAAGUUAAUCUAAACAGUUUAAAUUAAAUUGUUGAAGUUUUCUAUCAAAAUUGAAUUUCGUACCAAGUGAAUGACGAUUAAUGCGCAUGCGCCGUUUAUUUUGUUUACUUUUUGAUUUUGUUCAAUAAUCAAUUUUGUCCUUAUUUUGUAAAUUAAUAUCUUAAUCUAAGCUUUAAUUGUGUAGUUUAUUUUGUCAUAAUUUCGUAAAAAUGUCUAUCCAUUAUAAGUUCAAAGGAGAUAUGAAAUCAGAGAGAUUACCUGUUGAUGAUGUGUCAAUUUCUGUUGGUGAAUUUAAAAAGUGUAUAUUUGCUGAUAAAAAAAUAGAUUCUUCUACAACUGAUCUCAUCAUUACAAGUGAAGAUUUGGAAGAAUAUGAUUCUGAUGAGAAGUUAAUACCAAGGAAUACAAGUGUAAUCGUUGUUCGGGUUCCACUUAAUUCUGAAAAUAAGAAACGACUCAAAAAUGAGGCCUCAACUCCGUCUGAGUCUCACAAGCGUGGAUACGAUUCAAUAAAGGAAAUUAUAAAAUCUUCUAACCUUUCAGAAGCCACAGAGGAGGAAAGUAUUGAAGCGAUGUUUAAUCAUUCAACUCAAGAAUAUGAUUCAACGAAAUAUUCAAAAAACUGUAAAGCAGUUGGACCCUUACCGGCAAAUUAUACUUGUUAUCGGUGUAAUCAACCAGGUCAUUAUAUCAAACAAUGUCCAACCAAUAACAUGGAGAUAAAGAGGAGUACAGGGAUACCCAAGAGUUUUAUGGUUCCAGCAAGUGCCGAGCAAAAAGGUGCCCUUUUAACGUCCAGUGGAUUUGCUAUUCCACUUAUUGAUCUGCAAGUUUAUUCUAAGAAAAAGGUUAAUAAACAAGCUCUGGAGAAUCCAGAAAGACCAGAAAAUGAAGCCAAAGAGAAAAUUCCUGAACAAUUAAAAUGCUCCUUGUGUGGAGAUUUACUUCGAGAUGCCGUUUUUUCACCUUGUUGUGCAAGUAGUUUUUGCGAUGAGUGUUUGCGAAUGGAAUUAUGUCAAACUGCCGAGCAUCAGUGUCCGUCAUGUCUCAUGACAGAGAUAAAACUUGAACACUUAAUUCCAGUGCUACGUUUACGUUUAAGCGUUGAAAAAUUUAUUUUAGAAAAAUCUCAACAAGAACAACUCCAACUUCAAUUAGAGCAGGAGAAGCAACAACAACAACAACAACAAUUAGAACAAGAAGAGGAAGAAGAAGUGGAAGAAGAAAAAGAAGAUAAAGAAAAAGAAAAGGAAAAAGAAGAAGAAGACGAGGAAGAAAAGGAAGAGAAUGAAGAGAAAGAAGAAGAGAAAGAAGAAAAAGGAAAAGAAAAUGAUGACAAUGAUGACGAAGAUGAAGAAGAAAAUUCUCAACAUCCAGAGGACGAACAACAACCACAGGAACCAGAACAAGAAUCAAUCCCUGACGAUUCGACCAACAUAUCGAAUAAUGAAUUAACUACCACUGCGACCGCGAUCACUACGACUACCGGUUCAUUGAUCAAUAGCGUCUCAAAUUUUUUAGAAAACAAAUCAAUCAUCAGUCAGCCAAAUAUGUGGAAACCUCAGAAUCCAAGACAAACUAUUCCAAUUCGAAAUCCGAAUAUGCAUCAUAAUCUGAAUGUCUAUCGACCACCAUAUGUACGCCCUCGUCCUUUAUUCCCUGAUGGACCUCCACCAACAAGGUUUUCGAUUCGUGAUAAUUUCGCAAUUAAUCAAUCACCUUACACUUAUAUGCGACCACCAAUUUUCGCUCCAUUUAAUUUCAUGAACACUCAUCCCCCUAAUCAACGACCACUUUCUUUCGCUCAGUCAUAUGAUUCUACACAAUCGGGUUAUUAUCAGAAAUCAACUAGUGACGAUGAUUACGAUGAUCAUGUUGAUCGAUUUGUCCAACAAUUACAAUCUGAUUCCAGAAUUCGUUUAUCAAGAUCACCUUCAAGAUCAAGGCCGAGGUCCAGGUCACGUUCCAGGAUUCGAGCUCAUUCUAGGCCAAGACAUCCGUACCAUCGUGAUCGGCUUGAUGAAAGGGAAAGAGAGAAAGAGAUUGAAAGAGAGAGAGAAAGAGAGAGGGAACGAGAGAGAGAAAAAGAGAGAGAAAGAGAGAGAGAGAAAGAGAGAGAGAGGGAACGAGAGAGAACGUGAGAGGAAAGAGAAAAGAGAGAAAGAGAGAGAGAGAAAGAGAAAAGAGAGAGAGAAAAGGAAAGAGAAAGAGAAAAAGAAAGAGAAAGAGAGAAAGAGAAAGAAAGAAGAGAUAAGGAGAGAAGAGAUAAAGAGAGGAGAGAAAAAGAAAGAGAGAAAAAAAGAAAAGACAAAGAAAGGAAAGAAAGAGGUCGUGAUGGUAAAGUUAGAGAUCGAAAUAAAUAUCGAGAAAAGUCCAAGGAUAAAGUAAAGACCAAGAAAGAUAAAAGUAAAAUAAAGAAAUUGGGAAAAGACAAUUAUCAUGAAUAAAUUUAUUCGAAACCAAAAGAUAAAUAAAGUUCUUUUUUUUGAUAGAAA